Tricharina praecox is the source of this 2926-nucleotide messenger RNA. RefSeq names its product ankyrin repeat-containing domain protein. NCBI's taxonomy places the organism in Eukaryota, Fungi, Ascomycota, Pezizomycetes, Pezizales, Pyronemataceae. Bases 116 to 2770 code for a protein of 884 amino acids. Gene Ontology annotation, molecular function: protein binding. The transcript is spliced from 2 exons. The record is from RefSeq and is a predicted model, not a curated record. Gene Ontology annotation, cellular component: cytoplasm; nucleus.
UGGGGAGUGGAUUCUGAAGACGGAGGAGUACAGCACGUGGAUAUCUUCGACAGUUUCGAGGUUAUUGCUGUUGCGGGGAAUCCGUAAGUCUUGGGCUUUAUCCUUUACCGAAACGAUGUCAUGUCUAUUAGCUGUUCGUUUAGCCGGUGCCGGGAAAACGUACAUUGCAUCAAGAGUUAUCGAUUCUUUUCUUUCGGACAGCUCCUCCAAGCGAGUGGCGUACUUCUACUGCAACCGAGCUGAGGAAAAUCGCCGAGAUCCCGAGAGCAUACUCAAUACGCUUGUUCAACAGCUUGCCCAGACGGCGGAGGACGACAAACUUCUCACACCAAUUAUCGACAUCUACAAAGAGCGGGAAAAAAAAGGGCAGCGAUCGUCGUGGCUGAGUCUGACAGAAAGUCAGGACGUCCUCGUUCAGCUCACGGAUGAAUUUCCCCAGACAACCAUCGUGUGUAUAGACGCGUUGGACGAAAUUGACGAUACUGUCCGGAUACAAAUCCUACUUUCGUUGAAGUAUAUCAUGGAAAAAUCGAAGACGGCCGUGAAGAUCUUCGCGACCGCUCGAAUGGAUACUGACAUCCUCUGGCAAUUCAAGAUGUUUCCCAGGAUAGAGUUGCAGCCAGAGGACAAUGUCAGCGACACCAACCGGUUCAUAGAGACGACUAUCGAUACUGCCAUCGACGAGGGGCGACUGCUUCAUGGGGUUGUCCCGAGAGAACUGAAAGUUGAAAUAUGCGAAACACUCUGCGAGCGAUCUAGGGGAAUGUUCCAACUCGCCGCUCUGCAUGCCGCCUUUCUCUGCGAGAUGGCCACGCAAUCGGACGUUAGACACAGCCUGAAGGCGUUUCCGAAAACCCUGACAAACGCCUACCAAAAGAUCUAUGAACGUAUCAUCAACCAGCCCGGGAGUGCUCCUCGACUAGCUCUCAACGCAUUCCGGUGGAUCCGAUCUUCAUACGAGCCACUGUGCCGCGAAACACUGCUCGAUGCGAUCACAGUUGAGCUCGGGUCCGGUGGUACUGGGGACACGUUCAGCCACUACAUGGUUCAGGCAAACGAUAUCCUCAAAGCGUGCCAGAACCUGGUCAUCUUGGACGAACGUCUGAACGUUUUCCGGUUUGCACACGUUUCCGUAUACGAAUACCUGGAGAGCCAACUGCCCAAGGCCGAUUCUCACGCGGAGCUGGCGAAAGUGUCCCUUUCAUUGCUGUGUGCAGCGCCAUCGAUGUGGAACGAUUAUGAUCUUGACCUGAAAACGCAAGAAGAGGGGUAUGGCAAUCGUCACCUGUUGCUGUACUCCGCGGUGUUUUGGCCAUACCAUUACUCUCGUUGCGAAGACGACUGCCAAAUGUUGACUGGACUCUGGGAAACGCUCGUAUCAGGGGCAAACUACCAGCGGUGGAUCCACUAUCAUCGCGGGUGUGUGGAAUUUCCCGUUUCCGUACAAGACACAUUUUGGCAUAGAACCCAGGCUCAAUCGUAUGCCGACAACGACCUCCUGUCGUUGGUCUGCAUCUUUGGAUUCAGACGGAAGUUUACGACCGCAUUCGAAUCCAUGACUGUACACCAGCCCUGGCUAGGACCCUUCAGUGCUUGGUUUCGGGUACAAAGAGUGAUUCCAAACUUCUUUAAAUCCGGCUACCGAAAGAGAAACGCCAAGGGCCUGUUGCUUCUCUACCCGAGCACAUUUAGCGAUCUCGACAUUGCCCGGCUGCUGCUCGAUGUUGGUGCAGAUGUCUUAGCCGUCAAUGGUGCUCUGCAGACGUCGCUACACUUGGCUCUCGAGGGAAGGCACGAGGCAGUCGCCCAACUGCUCAUCGACCGCGGAGCAGAUGUCUCAGCCAAAGAUGUGUUCAACAAGACGCCACUACACAUAGCCUUAGAGAGAGGGUUAGAAGCAGUAGCGCGGCUAAUCAUCGACCGGGAAUCUGAUUUCUCGGCCGUCACCGAUACGACUGGGAGGACACCACUGCAAUUGGCCAUAGCAGGAGGGUAUGAGGCAGUAGCCCAGCUUCUGAUUGAUCGCGGGGCAGAUGUCACAAUCCCAGAUAUCGUAGGGACGACACCGCUGCACAUGGCCUUACAAAAAGGAUACGUAACGGUGGCUGGUUUGAUCAUUGAGCAGGGAGCCGACCUUUCGACUGCUACCCCACUGACCCUUGGGAUGAUGCCGCUGCACUUGGCAAUGGAAGGAGGCCACGACGAGUUGGUCCGGCUGAUGAUUGACCGGGGAUCCAAUGUCUCCGCCGCCACCCUGUAUGGGUUGACGCCGCUGCAGUGGGCCCUGGAGGGAGGGCGUGCGGCGUUGGCACAGCUGAUGAUCGACCGGGGAGCCGAUAUCUGCAUCACAUACCAUCUCAAGCAGACGCCGCUGCACCUAGCCUUGAUAGGAGAUCACGGAGCAGUUGCGGGGAUGCUCAUUGACCGAGGAGCGAACAUCUCAGCCGCGGAUCUCUUGCGGGUGACCCCGCUGCACCUCGCAUCGGAGAGAGGGCACGAGGCGAUAGCCCGGUUAAUCGUGGACCGGGGAGCAAAUGUCUCGGUUGCAACCAUUUUUGGGAAGACGCCACUCCACUUAGCCUCCGUGGGAGGUCACGCGGCGAUUGUACGGCUGCUUAUUGACUGCGGAGCAGAUGUCUCCACCUCGGAUAAUUCAGGAGCGACAGCGCUGCAGUUGGCGUUGGAGGGAGGGCAUGAGGCGAUUGCCAGACUACUCGGCGACCGAGGAGCCGUCCGGGGAGCAAAUGUCGGAGCUGAUGCCAACGGGUAGAUGCCACAGUGCCACCGGUUUUAGCUGUGAGGUGAGGGAAGAUGGUGGUGACCUGGUUGCUUUGCAAUCGUUGACAGGAGCGCGGCUGAAAGUAUUGGAAGGCAGACAGACUGGACGACAGCCUCUCUUCGAACACCCCAGGACGGUGAAAGCAGG